Miscanthus lutarioriparius is the source of this 1233-nucleotide messenger RNA. The record is from the annotation of a GenBank genome assembly. Lineage: Eukaryota; Viridiplantae; Streptophyta; Magnoliopsida; Poales; Poaceae.
AUGCCCAAACAUGGUAUGUGCCCGGCAAAAGAGCCCAAAAUGUUCCAUGUUCAACGGGCGGAAGUCUCGUGGGAGCACGUGGAGACUAAAGUGCUCCUCUCUCAUCUCAAGGACAUGGAGUGGACAGGAGGAAAGCGCAACGAAGCAACGUGCGGCGACUUUGCUCCAGCACUGACAGAAUCCAUGUGUAUAAAAUGUCGGCAGUCCGCGCCUUACCCGGCAAAAGACCAAAGUAUGUCGACAUCAGGAGGAGCCCCGAGCCUGGCGACGACAGCGGCGGCAGUCCUGUGCGUCCUGGCCGCGGCGCUCGUGCUCGCGAGCGGCCAGCAGUGCGGGUCGCAGGCCGGCGGCGCGACGUGCCGUGACUGCCUCUGCUGCAGCCAAUUCGGCUUCUGCGGCAACACCUCCGACUACUGCGGCGCCGGGUGCCAGAGCCAGUGCAGCGGCUGCGGCCCCGCGGGCCCCGGCGUGGCGUCCGUGGUGCCGAGGGACCUCUUCGAGCGGCUGCUCCUCCACCGCAGCGACGCGGCGUGCCCCGCGCGCGGGUUCUACACCUACGACGCGUUCCUCGCCGCCGCGGCCGCGUUCCCGGCCUUCGGCACGACGGGCGGCGACGACGAGCAGCGGAAGCGGGAGGUCGCGGCGUUCCUGGGCCAGACCUCCCACGAGACCACGGGCGGGUGGCCUUCCGCGCCUGACGGGCCCUUCUCGUGGGGUUACUGCUUCAAGGAGGAGCGCAGCCCGCCGUCCAACUACUGCGAGCCGCGGCCGGAGUGGCCGUGCGCGCCCGGCAAGAAGUACUUCGGCCGCGGCCCCAUCCAGAUCUCCUUCAACUACAACUACGGCCCGGCGGGGAGAGCCAUCGGCGUGGACCUCCUCAACAACCCGGACCUGGUCGCGACCGACCCCGUGGUAUCCUUCAAGACGGCGCUGUGGUUCUGGAUGACCGCGCGGGACAACAAGCCGUCGUGCCACGCCGUGAUCACGGGGCAGUGGACGCCCACGGCCGCGGACAGGGCGGCCGGCCGGGGCGCGCCCGGGUACGGCGUGGUCACCAACAUCAUCAACGGUGGGAUCGAGUGCGGGCACGGGGCCGACCCCCGUGUGACCGACCGGAUUGGCUUCUACAAGCGCUACUGCGAUGUCUUCCGCAUCGGCUACGGGAGCAACCUCGACUGCGACGGCCAGAGGCCGUUCAAUAACGCGGUGGCGGUUGAGCUGGCGGCGCAGUGA